Messenger RNA from Stegastes partitus (bicolor damselfish), 1662 nucleotides. Its product is annotated as riboflavin transporter 2-like. The coding region runs from base 189 to 1517 and encodes 442 amino acids. Gene Ontology annotation, molecular function: riboflavin transmembrane transporter activity. The transcript has 4 exons. The record is from RefSeq and is a predicted model, not a curated record. Gene Ontology annotation, biological process: riboflavin transport. Gene Ontology annotation, cellular component: plasma membrane. NCBI's taxonomy places the organism in Eukaryota, Metazoa, Chordata, Actinopteri, Pomacentridae.
GCUCAGGCUUUAAUCCUCCAGCAGCCUCCUGAACUCGAGGACUUUGGCUUCUUCCAGACGACUCCCAACUCUCCGGCCAGCAGCACCGCUGGUUUCCAGAAACCUCAGACCUCUGUGAAGGACAUUUGCUGGUUUUCUAACCUUCCCUGUCGCUCCAUGUCCAGAUCCGACCGGUUCCGUCCUCCAUCAUGUCUCUGCUCACCCACCUGCUGUCCUGCCUCUUUGGUUUGGGCUCCUGGGUCUCCAUCAACGGCCUCUGGGUGGAGCUGCCCCUCCUCGUCCCUCAGAUCCCCGAGGGCUGGUACCUGCCCUCCUACCUGUCGGUGCUGAUCCAGAUGGCCAACGUCGGGCCGCUCUUCGUCACCCUGAUGCACCGCUUCCGACCGGGCGUCCUCAACGAGGUGGCCGUCGUCUACGCCGUCAUCGCCGUGGGAACCGUCGCCAGCUUCCUGCUGGGCUUCUUCUGGAAGGAGACGGUGGUGGUGGGCGGCGCCCGGCGCAGCGUGGCCCUGCUGGUUCUGACCUUCUUCCUGGCCACCGUGGACUGCACCUCCUCCGUCACCUUCCUGCCCUUCAUGAUGCGCCUGCAGCCCCGCUACCUCACCUCCUACUUCGUGGGGGAGGGCGUGAGCGGCCUGCUGCCCGCCGUGGUGGCGCUGAUCCAGGGCGUCGGCGUGGUCCGCUGCAUCAACGGCACGCAGCUCCUGAACCGGACCUCCAAUGCCACGACCUUUGACCUGCAGGCCCAGUACCAGCCUCCAAACUUCUCGGCCGAGGAGUUCUUCUUCUUCCUCAGCGCCAUGAUGCUGGUGUGUCUGCUCGCCUUCCUGCUGCUCAACCACCACCCGUCCGUGGCCCGCCAGAACCCGAGCAGGAGCUACACCAACGGGGUGAAGCAGGAGGCCCAGCGGGGCAGGAAGUGGGCCGAGCAGAAGCCCAUGAUGGAGCCGUGUGGCCAGAGGAAGCCCAGGAGCAGCUUCGGCAGCGGCUCCUACAGCUGGCUGCAGGUGUCCUACAUCCUGGGGCUGCUGGCCUGGGCCAACGCUCUGACCAACGUGGUGCUGCCCUCGGUCCAGUCCUACUCCUGCCUGCCCUACGGGAACAACGCCUACCAUCUGUCUGCGUCUCUGGCUGCCGUGUCCAACCCUCUGGCCUGCUUCAUCGCCAUGUUCCUGCCCAACAGGUCUCUGGUGCUGCUGGGAGUUCUGACAGCUGCUGGUUCUGCUGUUGGAGGCUUCAUCAUGGCCAUGGCGGUGCUGAGCCCGUGUCCUCUGCUGGUCCACGACUCGGCCGGAGCCGUUCUCAUCGUGUCGUCCUGGUUCCUGUUCGUCCUGCUUCUGUCCUACGUCAAGGUGAUGAUCGGCCUGAUCCUGAGGGACGAAGGCCACGGCGCCCUGGUGUGCUGCGGCGCCGUGGUGCAGCUCGGCUCGCUGCUGGGCGCCGCCGCCAUGUUUCCUCUGGUCAGCGUCUUCGGCUUCUUCCAGUCGGGAGACCCCUGCAACACCUGGUGUCCCUGAACGCACCACAGGCUGGACGUUAAAGCAGCUCCACGUCCAUGUGAGGCAGGAGUCAGUCGGUCAGUUUAAAUAAAUCUGAGAAAAGCCUGCUGACAUGUGAACAUUAUGCCGUCAUAAAUAUUCAAUAUUUACACCAGAUGCACAC